CCUUCCUCGUUCGUCGGUGGUGGUGUUGAGAACAAAAAUCGCUGUCCGAAUUCGGUCGAAAUUUGCAGUUGAAAACGGGUUUCCCCCUGGCCAAAUCGUCACCGGACCGUCAUCCCGGGGCCGGAAGUGUCCACGUCCGCGUUCAAGUGAAGCCAAGUGUCCCCGCGCGAGUUCAGUUACAAAAAUUACCCUCCAGUGCUCAACGCGAUUUCGAGAAAAGACCAUCCGCAGCAAAUUUCGACGUGCGCCUGUGUGUGUGUGUGUGUGUGGCGUGAGGCAACGGGGUUGCUUUGGUGGUGUAAGUGUGUUUGGGGCCAGGCCAGUGUUUUUCUGUUUUGACUUUUUCGACGUGCGGAUUUUGAGUCGAUUACGGAAGAGUCGUCGCAGGUUCGAGAGGGUUGCUUGCUGCUGCUGUUGCCUGAAUAUUGUGCAAAUAAAUAAGGGGGUGAUCUGUCCUCAGUGACUCUGAUUAGGUGUGUGAUUAAAUCGACCCUCCAACGACUGGCUGCUGCUGGUGGUGGACAGGUGUAUCCGGGUGCAGGAAGCCGUCGUUUAACCCAUCACACUGCCCAAACUUCCUCCGAAAGGACCUCCAAAGCUCGCGAGCGCGGAUCCAGCAACUCCUUCGAACCAAUUCCGGCCCAAAUCAUUUUCCGGAGAGGGAGCGAUUUUUCCAACCCAGAGAGAGAGAGAGAGAGAGGCCUGAGCAGCGACGGUGGCGUGACACAUCCGCGUCGACCGUGUGUGUGAGCGAGCGUGAAAAUUCGAAUGUGUAACAUCGAAACAGAAGCUGACGGAAGGAAAUUCGUGUGGUCCCUCCUCGCCCCAGACAGGUUACAGAUUUUGAGGAGCCCUUUGUGCAGGCAGAGUUCGCGCCGAGUGUGUCAUAAGUGCACUGCUCUAUUUUUAAGAGCAGAUCUGUGAAGAAAGGCCGAGACCGCUUUGGCAAUAUCGGAAAGACGGAAAGAAAGAGUCACUCGGAAUUCACUCUUCUUUUGUGACGUGAGCAGAAGUAGCAAAACAAUUCGGGGGUGUUUUUCACUACAGUGGUAACUGAGUGUGUGUGUGUGUGUGUGUGUGUGCGCGGGCUGAGACUUUUCCUUCAACCCCCUUGAAGUUCGUCCUUGCGUUGGAACACCGCACCAGGCUUUUUACCACCCUCCCGGAUUAGUGCGGCGAUGAGUGUGUGAAAGUUUGAAGGAUCGAAACUAGGCUAAGGCAGAACCAACCAGCCGAGGGUGGUCGUCGGUCAUCACCGGAGAGAAUAAAAAGAGAGGCCUCCGACGGAAAACACACACGGCACCGCGCCGCAGUGAAACGUCAAAAGAAGCCAAGAGGAAAAAAUCAAUGAUUCAGAACCAGUUGGUGGCGAGUGUCCGGUGCUGCAGCUGCUGCUGGAAACUCACCAGAAUCUCCCGAGGAAUCUCCCGCUGCUGCUAGGGGAAAAGCGCAAAAUCAUCAUCCGUACGCGAAAGCGAAACAAGUGUCUUGGUGUGUUGGUUUCGUAAAAAAACAGUUCUUCUUUUCUCGGGCAGAACUCCCGCACUAGUUUUGUUACACAUCCCUCGAAGUAAUUGCAAAGUGAGAGAUUGUUAAGCCCCCUCCCACCCCGCUGAAUCUCAGGUCAAGUUUGUCUCAGUUUUCCCCCCCGUGGAAAAUUAAAGGAAAAUUCACCAGAAAAGUGUGUGUUUAGUGUUAUAUAAGUGAAUCUGCUGCUGCUGGUGUCUCCGAGGGCAGUCAGCCAGGUGUGUGUGUGUGAAUGUGUGUCUCUGCCAAGUAACGAGCACGCGAGCAAAGAGAAUCCAGCGACAGCAAACGCCGUCGUCGAAACGUGCCGUCACUUUUUUUUUGCUGACCCCGCGGAGAACUAGAGAAAAGCCGUCAAACUGGAGCGACUUCCAGAAUAUCUGCGCGACACCGUGGACUGGUUUAUGGGAAAGGCCCGACGUAAGGAGCGAGACGGAGACGCGAAUCAGGCCGACACAAAGCUAUACCUGGAGGAGGGAGUGCUCGAGCGCAAAUUGCCCGAUGCCGAUCUGAGGUUACUGGUGGACCUGCCCGCCGGCCUAGACUAUAAUGAAUGGCUUGCCUCGCACACCUUGGCGCUCUUCGAGCACGUCAACCUAGUGUACGGAACGAUUAGCGAAUUCUGCACCACAUCCGGCUGUCCAGACAUGACCGGACCAGGAACUAGAAUGUAUCUGUGGUUCGACGAGAAGGGCAAGAAGACGCGCGUCGCCGCCCCCCAGUACAUCGACUACGUGAUGACGUUCACCCAGAAGACGGUCAGCGACGAGUCGAUAUUCCCCACCAAAUAUGCCAAUGAGUUUCCUAGUUCGUUCGAGAGUAUUGCUAGAAAAAUUUUACGUUUACUGUUCCAUGUGAUCGCGCACCUGUACGCGGCCCACUUCCGCGAGGUCGCCCUGCUCGGGCUGCACGCGCACCUCAACCUCACCUUCGCCCAUCUGACCGCGCUGCACAGGCGUUUCAACCUUAUAGAACCCAAAGAGACGGAAGUGUUGCGUGACCUGGAGAUCGCCCUACGCCUAACCGACGAUCCAGUACCUUCCGGUGCGACGUCCUCGUCGUCGUCGAGCACCACCAACACCACAACCACCACAAGCUCCGCGAGCACCAACCAGCAGCAGCAGCCCAACAGCAGCAGCAUCAGCAGCAGCAGUUGCGCGGCGAUGGCCACAACGACGACGACGACCGACAGCGGUUCCGCGACCUCGACGACCGCGUCCGACUCGUGCCUGCUGAGGACAGAUGCGGCGACCGAGCGGAUGAUGCUGGUGGAGAACAAUAAUAGCAGCACGUUCAUCGACGGCGAUGCGACGGCGCAACCGAUCUGCAAGCAGCCGCUAGAAUCGGGCAGUGUAAAUAAUAGUCAUAGUAACGCUACUAGUAGUAACAAAGAACAAAUGAUGCAGACGUGCGGUCCCGGGGGAACGGGCAGUACCGGGAGUAGCACCGGGAGUGUUGGGAUGAUUGGGUGUGGCGUUGGGUACAGCAGCAGCAGCGGAGCGGCCGGAAGUACGGCGGCACAGCAGCAGAGCAGCAACACCCAGACGACGGCAUAGUGGAUACGCUGGACGGCUAGUGUGGGCGCCGGGGCCGGGACCGUGUUCCUGCUGGGCGGGGCUGCGUGUUGUGGGGCAGCGCUGCCACCGCUCCAAACCAAUCUCUGACCAAAAUGUGAUUUAUCCUCCUCCCCUGCUCCUACAUCUCCCCAUUUCCCUCUUGCUGCCCCUCUGAACGGAGAGAAGAUCGUGGUGGCAGAAGACACACAAAGUUGUACUACAAGAAUCGAACAAAAGAAGGGAGAGCUCGUAACAAGCUAGAACAACCAACAAACACUAGGCAAAAAACACUCUGGUAACAAUAGCACACACACACAGGUUCGACGCGGCCAGCGCGCGCGCGCUCUGGUUCCGUCCGGCGGCGUAGAAUCCAAUUCCAAUUGAGCCGGAACCGGAACCGGCGACGACGCUGCGUCGUGGCCGCGAAACCCUUCACCUCACACACACACACGCAGCGACGACAGUAAACGUGUUGUGAACUCACGCGAGAAUGAAAAAAGUGUUUUUUUUUUUCGUUUAUUUUUUUGAUAGAAUUAAAUUGUGAUUCAGUAGCUAUGUUUUACUAUUACUACUACUACCUACUAUUAUUAUUUUUAAAUUAAUAAUUAUUAUCGUUGUUUAUUUAGUUUUUGCAGAGCGCGGUCGCAAGCAAAUUUUCCUCCCUUGAAAGAAGUGCGCGCGCUAGCAAAGAGAAAGCAAAAAAAUAUCGAGAAAGCAAAAAAAAGUUUCCUUUUGAUUAGUUUUAGAAGAAGCAAAAAAAAGUAGUAUGUAAACGAACCAACCAAUCCUGAAAGCGUGCGAAGAAUAGAGUGAGCUAGAAGUUUAGAGUCCCCCCGUUAGCGCCAGCCAGGAAACGAUAAAAAACAAAACGUGAUAUUCCCAACCUUUUUUCCUCUGUGCUGAACGCGUCCUUUCCGCAAACGCAAAUCUGAGCAGAGUUUGGUCCGGGGUCCGGGUGUUGGGACGUUUCGCCGGGGGUCAUUUCGUCGAAAUGCAAAAGAAAACAGUUUUUCAAAUUAAAUUUUAAAUUGACACAUGAAAUAACCGUACAGAAGAGCAAUUCGCUCUGAAAACAAGACAUUUAUUUUAUUUCUAUUUUUACUUCGGCUAAAACUUUGUAGGAGCCUUCCUUGUGGUCAAAGAUUACAUUUUGCAACUUUGGUUAGCUGGCCGUUCAUAAAUGAAUAUUUGAAAAUGUGUACUUUGGGAAGAAAUUGUUGACAAAGGCCAAACUUUAAAAAAAAAAAAACAAUUAAAAAAAUUUAAUAGAAGUUAAUGCAACAAGUUACAAAAUUAAGAGUUUUUCAGCACAAGUUUUUUUUUAACAAGUUGAAUCCAAUUUUUUUUUAUUCCGGAAAGUUGAUCUUUCAGCACUCAAAUGGAUGCUGAAAUAUACUUUUUGCAAUUCCGUCGUGAAACUACUUACUUUUCCUAUCAUUCUUGAACGAUGAAAUAGCCUACUUUUCUGUACCAAUAAUAACAGAAUCGAAUAGCAACACUUUUCAAAAUAAAUGCUGAAAAGUUCUACUUUUCAGCACUGAAAUGGGAGCUGAAAAGUUGAACUUUUCAGCACUUGUUUCGAAAAGUAUCACUUUUCAACAUUUUUUUGAUUUAAACGAUUUAUUGACAAAAUACAUGAAAAUUUAACUUAAAAUUUCACUCAAUGAGUGUUUUUCGGAAUUGCAAAAAAUGUUGUAUGGAACUCGUUGCAAAACUUGAUUUUGCCAGCACUCUUCGUAUUUAUCCAACUCGGUGAACCUCGUUGGAUAAAUGUACGACUCGUGCUGAAAAAAUCCUCUUUUUGCAGCUUGUUGCAUAAACUACAUUUUGCAAUUUCGUCGUGAAACUACUCACUUUUCCUGUCAUUCUUAAACGAUGAAAAAGCAAGCAACCAAAAACAACAGAAUCGAAUAGUAACACUUUUCAAAAUAAAUGCUGAAAAGUCCUACUUUUCAGCACUAAACAGGAUGCUGAAAAGUUGAACUUUUCAGCACUUGUUUCAAAAAGUAACACUUUUCAACAUUUUUGUGAUUUAAACGAUUCAUUGACAAAAUACAUGAAAAUUUGACUUAAAAUUUCACUCAAUAGGUGUUUUUCGGAAUUGCAAAAAAAAUGUUGUAUGGAACUCGUUGCGAAACUUGAUUUUUUCAGCACUCUUCGUAUUUAUCCAACUCGGUGAACCUCGUUGGAUAAAUGUACGACUCGUGCUGAAAAAAUCCUCUUUUUGCAACUUGUUGCAUAAACUACUAUUUCAGCACUGUUAUUUUUGGAGCUGAAAAGUAGGCCGUUUUGUCAUUUCGGAAUGACUAGAAAAGUAAGUAGUUUCACGACGGAAUUGAAAAAAUGCCUUUUUGUGAAAUUGAACAUAUUUUGUUUAAACUCAUAUUAAAAAAAAGAAAAGAAAAUCAUUUAGAAUACCAGUUCGAUUAUAACAAAAAAUAAAGCAAUAUGUUUAAAUUGGAUUUUGAAUUAAAAAGAAAAACACCUUUUUUAAGAAUGGUUCUAAACAAUUUUAGCCAAAUCAAAAGUCGAAAAUCUGAAUAUUAAAAUCGGUCGAUUUAGUCAAUUUGAUUCCAAAGAGUUAUUGCACUCAUUCAAACAUGAGCAGUUCUUUAAUAUUGUUUUUGAAGACUGUUCUACAAUGCUUGUUAUAAAUUACUUUUAUUAUUUUGAUUUUCAUUUUAUUUUAUUUUUUGCGAUGUCCAAAAUGUGGCCAGCGUCUUGAACAAUUAUUAGGUUAAAUAUGACAAUUUUGUUUUUUAUUUUCAGUGAGUUAAAUAAAAAAAAUAAAAAAAGUAUUUUUUGAAACAAAAUUCGUAUUUUAAAACGGGAUUAAAAAUAGUGUUUUUGAAUUGUUUAAGAAGAAGAAGUUUGCAAAGAAAAGUUUCUGAAAAUAAUUUGAUUUGUUCCAAGUCAAAUUAUUUUUAGAAAUUUUUUUGGAAACGCUUUUAAUUAUCAACAGAUGUUUAAAAAUCAUUGAAUUUUGAAAAUGUAUUUCUAUGAUUUAUUUCCUUUUUUCUAACAAGAGCAGCCUUUUUGUUUUUUUUAUUUUUGCAUUCUUGCAAACAAAAACCGUAAUUUUGUUUUUUUUCAUUUGUUCAAACAUGAGAUCUCUUUUCCAUUUCAAAAAAAAUUAAAAAGAAUGAGAUUGCUCAAGAUUAAUUUCUUCGAAGUUUUGUUUUUUAACAAACAUGAUCAGUAAUUUGAAAAAUAAUAUAGGGGUUCAAAAGAGUUUCUGUGAGAAAGAGAUAUGUUUGAAAACAAACAUUUUUUUUACCUUUUUAGAAAAUAAUUUUUCAUAAUUUUUGUCUAAUCUGAUUUAAUCUAAUCUAACACAAACGCAACCAGUCCGAUGAAAGCAUGCUGGAAAGUCUUGUGUUGAGAUUAUUCCCCAAUUACUUUCCUUAUCAACAUGAUUAAUUGCAGUUAAUUCGGAAUACCCGAAAAUGUAAUGCAAAAAUUAAAGCGGCCAGCCCUACUACGUUGUGUUUACCGCAUUUAGGAUUCUAUGAACGGAUCACAUUUCACAGAAUCUACAGGGGUAGAAGGAUGCGUGGACAUGCCGUACCAAACGCUCCAUUAUUUUUUACAUAAUUUUGUGAGUUUUAACAGGAUUUAACGUGCUGUUUCGUUUUUUUUUUAAUUAUUUUCAGGAAAAAUAUAAAAAUUAAGCCUUAAACGAGAUUCUUUCAUUAUUGAUUGUUCUUUGAAGAAUCUUUGUGGUAAAAUUAGUUAUCUAUGGGAUUGAUUUUAUCAAAUAAAUAAGCCUUCCUUCAACGCUCAAAAGGCUGACUGUUUGCGUUAUUUCUCACCAUAAAAACUAAAAGAUGCUUAAACAUUGAUUGUUUAAAUAAUCUUCAUAAAAUGUUUACGGGACAGGUCCGGAAUUGGCUCAAGAUUUGAGCUGUUACUGGAUUUACAUCCCGGACUUGUCUCCUUAAAAUUUCAAAAAUAUUGGUUUAAUGCAAUCCGAAGCGUCUUUAAUUAAAAAAAUAUGAAAAUUUAUAGGUUGAUCUUUUGCGUGCUUAAAAAUUGAAAAUAUGCAUACAAAGUUUAGUAUUUUUUUGCAAUUCUUAAAAAAAUACUGUGGAUUUAUUUAUUCUUUCAAAUACAAUAUGAUCAGUUUAUAAUUUUUAAAUAAUAAUUUAUUUGAACAUCGAGUAAGCAUUGCUGGAGCAACAUGACAUUGCUCUUAGGGCCUUUUAUCACACGUGUUUGAAUGGGAAGAAAGGCCGUAAGAGCAAUGUCGUACCGCCCCUUUCAAAUGUUGCUCCAGAUUUUAUCCUUUUUUUCGACCAUUUGUCCAUUUGUACUCUUGUCAUAUAUUCUAUAAAUUUUAGGCAAAUUUUUAAACGGUAUGUUGAGAAAAAAAAAUACAGUAAAAAACAGUUGUAUCAAUUCUGAUGCAAUUCGGUGAAACGUCAUUCGGCGAAAUGAACCAGAUCCGGCCUAGCCCAGCCCAAACCUCUUGCGAAACGUAAUAGAACUGUGUUCUUUUUUCAUUAGUUUCCUUUUACUUUUCUGGUUAACUGUUUAAACCCUUUCUUUCUUUGUUGAUCUAGUUUUUAGCUAUUGUUUCCCACCUGAUUUUUUCACUUUUGGCUGUUUCUCUAACUUUGUAAGGUAGCGUCUUUCAGUUAGCGUAGUUUCCCCCUCCAACCAAUACCAGAGAACGUACACAAAACUCACAAACAACACACACACACCACAACAACAGUAAAACAAUGGUCAGAAUUAUUGCGAAACCAACCACAACCACAACACAAAUAAGCAAACCCUUAAUAGGAAAAGUCGCACCCCCGCGAGCGCGCGCGCGCGCUCUGUUUGCGCGCAACAGCAGAACAAACAAGUUAAAUGCAAGAAGAAGAAAAAAACAAACCCUAGAAAUCUUAAUGAAAGAAUAGUAAACUUAAUGAAUUAAAGCAUAAUAUAAAACAAAUGAAGAAGGAAAAAAAGAGAGAAAAUUGUUGCUGCAAUUGAUACAUUAAAAGAGAAAAACAAAAAGAAGAAAAAAAAACAAGUAGAAGAGAACAUGAGGUCUAUAUAUUUAAUACAAAAAAGAAAAAUAAAAAUAAAGGAAAAAAUAUAUUAACAUA
Culex pipiens pallens (northern house mosquito) is the source of this 8179-nucleotide messenger RNA. RefSeq names its product MOB kinase activator-like 2 (gene Mob2). The record is from RefSeq and is a predicted model, not a curated record. Gene Ontology annotation, molecular function: protein kinase activator activity. Bases 1932 to 3083 code for a protein of 383 amino acids. Gene Ontology annotation, biological process: signal transduction; positive regulation of protein phosphorylation. The transcript has 6 exons. Lineage: Eukaryota; Metazoa; Arthropoda; Insecta; Diptera; Culicidae. Gene Ontology annotation, cellular component: cytoplasm; nucleus.